ACUCCAAGCCACUACCCGUAUCAACCAUGGCUGCCACUUCCGAGAACCCUCUCAAGCGCAAGCUCAGCGCAGAUGUCAUGACUGAGGACAUGACGCCGACCAAGCGGGCCAAGGUGCGUGCGUUCUACAUGUCGGAGACGUACGGGCAGACGAUGGAGGUUCCGUUCUCUGCCGAGGUGCGGACCAAGAUCAUCUGCACGAUCGGCCCGGCGUCUGCCAACGAGGCGAUGAUCCGCGGCCUGGUCAUGUGCGGCAUGUCUGUGGCGCGGCUCAACUUUUCGCACGGCAAGCACGAGUGGUUUGCUGAGGUCAUUGCCACGGUCCGGCGCGUGGCGGCCGAGCUCAACCGGACGGUGGCGGUCAUGCUCGACACCAAGGGCCCCGAGGUGCGGACGUGCUCGCUGGCCGGUGGCGAGUCGGUCAUGCUCCACAAGGACACAACGUUCACGCUGCUGACCGACACGUCGGUGGACGGCGACGACACGCGCGUGGCGACCACAUACCCGGGCCUCCCGCAAUCGGUGGAGGUCGGCGAUUACAUCCUCAUCGACGACGGGCUCAUCCGCCUCCGGGUCACUGAAGUCCACACCGACUCGGUUGUCACCACCGUGCUCAACUCGGGCCAGCUCGGGCAGAACAAGGGCGUGAACCUGCCGGGCAAGGAGUACGACCUGCCUGCCGUCACCGCCAAGGACCGCGCCGACAUUGCCUUUGGCGUCGAGCAGAACGUCGACAUCAUUGCGGCGUCGUUCAUCCGCAACAAGGCCAACGUCGACGAGGUCCGCGCCCUGCCGGGCGUUGCCGACGCCGGCAUCCACAUUGUGUCCAAGAUCGAGUCGACUGAGGGCCUCACCAACUUUGACGAGAUCCUGGCCGCCUCGGACGGUAUCAUGGUUGCCCGCGGCGACCUCGGCGUGGAGAUCCCCAUCGAGAAGGUGUGCAACGAGCAGAAGAAGAUGAUUUCCAAGUGCAACCAGGCCGGCAAGCCGGUCAUCACCGCCACCCAGAUGCUCGACUCGAUGAUCCGCAACCCGCGGCCGACCCGUGCCGAGUGCACCGACGUCGCCAACGCUGUCUUUGACGGCACUGACUGCGUCAUGCUCUCUGGCGAGACCGCGUCGGGCCUUUACCCGCUCGAGGCCGUCCAGGUCAUGGCCCGCAUUUGCGUCGAGUCGGAGGCCGCGCUCUCCUUCCGUGAGCGUUUCGAGAAGACCCGCGCCACCCAGCUCGCCCUCACCCCGGUCAUCAACCACGCCGAGGCCAUCGCCUCGUCGGCCGUCAAGACCGCCACCGACAUCGGUGCCAAGCUCAUCGUUGUCCUCACCGAGACCGGCCGCACCGCCCGCCUCCUCUCCAAGUACUUCCCCGAGGCUGUCAUCCUCGCCAUCACCGCCUCGCCCAAGACCGCCGCCCAGCUCCUUCUCACCCGCUCCGUCACCCCCAUCAAGGUCAACCAGAUCGACGUCAACGACAACGUCAUCCGCGCUGCCCUCUUUGAGGCCGUUGACUCGCAGAUGAUCGAGUCGGGCGACGCCGUCGUCGUCGUCUCGGGCACCAUCGUCGGCCAGUCGGGCGCGACCAACACCCUCCGCACCCUUGUUGUCCCGUAGUUGGCGGAUCAUGUUUUAAAGCUAUGCCUCUCCCCUUUGCUCUCCUUUUCCCGUGCGCUCCGGUCUAUAUUGGUGCGCUGCGGUGUGAGAUGGUCUCGGCCCAGCCCAUUCACAGAUCAU
Messenger RNA from Thecamonas trahens ATCC 50062, 1730 nucleotides. Its product is annotated as pyruvate kinase. The record is from RefSeq and is a predicted model, not a curated record. Bases 27 to 1610 code for a protein of 527 amino acids. Gene Ontology annotation, biological process: glycolytic process. Gene Ontology annotation, molecular function: pyruvate kinase activity; magnesium ion binding; potassium ion binding. Gene Ontology annotation, cellular component: cytoplasm. The transcript is spliced from 2 exons. Lineage: Eukaryota; Apusomonadida; Apusomonadidae.